GAAUCUGUUUCCAGCUCAUGUGAUGCUCCAUCAGUCCUGCCGCACAGGAAGCUGCAGACUCUCUUUUACGACAAGAUGUGUACGAACUCUACCCCAGUGUGGCAAGCGCUGCAGGCCUUUGACACCACCCACUCUGGCCUGGUAAAACAGGAUGUCCUCAGGGCCGUUCUUAGCAGCUUUAUAUUUCCCAUGAACCCUCACUCCUUCCAGAAGCUGACUAGCCGCUAUGGUGUAAGAGCAGCAGGGCCGGUGAGGUGGAAACACUUCUUGGGACACUUCAUGAGCCCACUCAAAGAAGACCCCGACGUGAAUCUUCAGUCCGACAGGGCUUUGGAGAAGCCUCUCCCAGAUGAAGACAACUUCUAUAUUGAGAACAUUUACCCUCGACUGAAAGAGAUCUUCCAUCUGGUGGACACGAAGGAUGCAGGUUGGAUCACUCGAGCAGACAUGCGACAUUUACUGGAGAGACCAGGUGGUACCCAGCCCCAAACACCCCUACCUCGUCUUCGUCCAACACAGAUUACAGAGCUGCUCAAAAUACUAGACCCAGGACACACCGGGGUCAUCCAGCUGGCUAGCCUGGAGAAAAUCAACCCCAGCAUCACCUCUUCUCCCUCCCCUGUUAACCCUGCUGAACCCCUGGAUGAGACAGAAGACACUGCUGAGCAAGAAAAAACACCAGAUGAAAAGCAGACAACAGAGUGUUCUGAUAAAGUGUCUGUGGCAUCUGCUUCAUGGAGAACCGUGGAGAAUUUACUGCUGGACAAGUUGUGCGAGCAGCUCAGUUCAGUGCUGGCGGCUCUGAAGCUGUGUGACCCUCAGCAGACGGGACACGUCACACAGGAAGAUCUGAAGAAGGUCUUAAGCCUCUAUGGCAUGCCCAUCUCAGACACACACUUCAAGAAGCUCUGUGAGACCUCCAGCUCAAGACCUGGGAGUUCUUCUGAGCUGGUUUAUUACACUGGCUUUCUCAGAAACCUGGGAGUACCACUAACAGAGGAGACAUGCUCAUCCCACAGUGAGAGGCCAUGCACAUCACCUCAGUUGACCUCGCAGUCAGUCAGGACACAGCGGCCUCCCUCCUGCCUGCAGGUCAGCCCAGACACCUGCAACAUACUGGACAUUGUUUUCCGGAGAAUGAGAUCGAAGUUAGAGCAACGCCAUGCCAGCCUGACUGACCGCAUCCAGGCCAUCAUCCACAGCUCUGAUGACACGCUGACGGAGACAGAUGUACGAAAAAUACUAGAGGACAGCUGGGUCAUCCUGGACGAUAAGAAUUUCAACGAGUUCACUGAACUGCUGGGCUUCAGGGAUGGACGGAUCGAGCGCUCGGCUUUCCUGGCGAAGUAUGAGGAGGCCACAGGCAGAGACGGGCAGCAGAGCUCUGAGGGUCACGGUGAUAAGCAUGAGGUCGACCACCUGCUUAUUUCUGCCGAGCAGUGCCUGGCUGCCAUGAAGACUAGGAUUAAGAUCAUCCACGGGGACAACCUGACAGCGUUCCGGUGGAUGGACAGGAAGCGCAGAGGUGUGGUCGAUUGCCAUGAUUUCAAAAGGCUUUACAGCAGCCUGGGGUUCCUCUGCAGGGAGGAGGAGUACCAGCGGCUGCUGGAUCUGAUUAGCCUGCAUCCCGGAGGCAACCUCAACUACGCAGAAUUUGUUGAUGUUGUUGAAAAUAAUGGCAAACGCAAAGAAGGGAUGCAAUCAGCAAAUGUACUAGAGCAGCUCCAUGCACUCCUCGCCUCUGAAGCACGCUACAAGUGGGCAGACAUGUCUAAGGUGCUGUGCCAGUUUGACACGGACGGCCACGGUUGGAUCCAUAAAAAGAGCUUGAGGGGACUUCUGUUCACCUAUGCCCUCCCUAUGAGAUCUGAUGAGUUUGAGCAGCUCUGGUUGAGGUACGACCCAGAGAGGCAGGGCUGUGUAGCGGUUUGUGACUUCCUCGAAAAGCUGGGGUUUCAUCACGAGGGGGAACUCAUGCCUCAGAGCCAGAGGCGGAACCAAACUGCUGCCCAACAGGACACUGACAGACCAGUUUCCUCCGAUACUGCCUCACUGGAGUGUAUAAAACUGACCCUGCAGGAGAACUAUGAGGGGCUGAGCAACUCCCUGACUCACCUGGAAACGAGGAGAGACGGCACAGUGACAGUGGAACAGCUACUGAGUCUGUUACAAACCCACAGCUGCUCCAUCCAGAGAGAGCAGCUCGUAAAUAACCUGCGCAGGCUCAAUGUUUCCUUGGAUGAAAACUGCAGGCUAGCUUACAUGGAAUUCCUGUCGGCACUUGACCAAAAAGCAGAGAAGAAGGAUGACCCUCCACCAGCUUCCCCUGAUGCUGUCCGACAGAUAGAGUCUUUGGACAGCCUCAGUCCAGGCAUGGCGAUGGCUAGGAUGCGGGAACUAGUCACUACCUCAGCGCCUAAUCUGCAAAAGGCAUUCCUGGCCUUUGACCGGGGCAGGACAGGGAUGGUUAAAGCUCUGGAAUUUCGUCAGGUGCUGGAUAGUUUUUGUGCCCGCCUGUCAGACAAACAGUACAGAUAUAUGCUGACUAAACUGGAGCUGGACUGUGAGAACUGCACUGUUAACUGGAAGGACUUCCUGAACAAGUUUCAGUCACAGAGCACACUGGUGUCAGCAGACAGGUGCCUGAGCAGGACCUCAGAGCAAGGGACUAAAACCAGAUUAAUUAGUCAGACCAAGCCCCCUGAAAUUGCAGAGCAUCUUCAGCAGAUCCAGGAAGUCGUCUCAGGUCACUUGUAUGAAAUCACCAAAGAGCUGAUGGGUAUGGACCCUACGAACAGCACGACAGUCUCUAAAGAGCAGUUCAGACAGCUCUGUGAUCGCCACUGCCUGAGACUCACAAAUGAUCAGUUUGAGUGUGUGUGGAGUCAGAUGCCUGUGAACGAGCAGAAGAAGCUGCAGUACAGAGAGUUUCUGAAGCGUUUUGGUGUUCUGGGCAGAACCCCCCAAACAGAAGUAGGGGUUCCCACCAAUGGCGUCCCAUCUCCUUCCCCAGAGCCCAGAGAAACAGUGUCAGCAACAAAAUCUUGUUGCUCAGAGAUUACAGGUCCCAUUCUGCAACGCACGAAGUCUGCCCCCCAGUGCACCUCCAGGCGUUCUGCCUCAACGGGAAGGCCGGAAACAGGAAGCCUGCUGGGCAGCACAGAGAGGAGGCUGCGCGGGGAGGUGCAGCGCUGCUGGAAGGAGAUCCAGAGGAACUGUACCGAAGAGGAUCCUCAGCAAGAGGGACACAUCAGCACAUCCUCCUUCCUGCAGAUCCUCCAAUCCCUCAGCAUCUGUAUGACUCAUGAGCAGUUUGAACAUCUGGCUGUGAAGUUUGACAUCAUGAGUAACGGCUUUGUUUCAUAUCACAAAUUCCUUCGUCACUUCCUCCUGAACCUGAAACCAGCUGAGACCAAGGGGGCCUUUGAGCGACGUGAACUCCCUCUACCCGUUACACCGACGAUCCAGGGUGUUCUUAGCAAAGACUGCGUGGAGGUCAUGCUGAGGAUCUACGAGGUGGUUCGCUCCUCCUGGACCUCCAUCAGACGCUACUUCCUGACAUCUGACCGUGCCCACUCAGGGACUGUCUCCGUGCAGGACUUCAGGAAGGUGCUGCGCUACUUCAAUGUGAAUCUGUCGGAGGAGGAGUUCUUCCACCUCACCUCUUAUUUUGAUGCCAACACCACAGGGAAGAUUUACUACAACAACUUCCUUUGGGCAUUUCUUCACUGAGCUUCAUUCAGAUGCUGCAAAUGCUUCAGAAAGCCUGGGACUGGGCAAAAACGGGCAACUGACCUGAGGCCUGAAACACUCAAGAGGCUCCAGAUUCACUUUGGGUUAAGACUAGGGUUGAUGGCAAAUGGUGAUAAUGGUGAGCUCCUUAAUGUGGUUUCUUUUAGCUACAGUAGAUGGGUGGAAAUAAUGGUCCAGGUGGUGCAUAGUUGUGUAGUACAUCUGACUUUACAGACCCACCACAAUGAUUCUUUGACCUUAGCCUGAGCGUGGUUGCCUUGAGCAGCUACUAUCGAGGCAAGAAUUUGAAAAAUAGAUGAAAUUUGUGAUUUUGCAUAACUGCUCCGUGUAUCACUCACUUUUUUCUUAAACUUGUUUUUUACAAAGAUGCUGAGAAAAGACAGAUUCAUAAAAGUGUUCUAAGACCGCAGACUUUAUUGCAGUCGUGUUCUUACAAGUCAAGUGCCAGCUAUUCCUAAUUAGCAUAGGG
Molecule: messenger RNA, 4222 nt
Organism: Larimichthys crocea (large yellow croaker)
Lineage: Eukaryota; Metazoa; Chordata; Actinopteri; Sciaenidae
Product: EF-hand calcium-binding domain-containing protein 6
Exons: 24
Coding region: 76-3732 (1218 amino acids)
Cellular component (GO): nucleoplasm
Molecular function (GO): calcium ion binding
Source: RefSeq, a predicted model, not a curated record